AUGGAAGAUUCCAAAGUAACUGUUUUUAGCAGAUCCCGCUUGAACAAAAGUCAACCGAUCGAUAUGGUUCUGGGUGCUCGACACUUCUAUUCAUUCUUUCCCAGCGCUGCACGCAUUCACCUUGAUAGUAACCUUCCGCUUUUGGUUGACAGUGUCUUUGGCUGGAUCAUCGCGGGUUCUGCUAACUCGUAUUCCAACGAUCAGAUUACUACUUCAUCCACUUCGUGCGAUGCAACCGUUGUUUCAAUGAUUUCACUAGAAGAUUAUCUGGAAAAGUUUUGGAAGACCGAAGAACUGGCUAACAACGAUAGAACCCCGAAGGCCGGUAUGAAAUUCGCUACCUCCCGAAAACCCGAUUUCGAUGCAAUGUUAGGCGAAUCCCGAAGCAACGCUCAACGACGUUUCGAGUGCCUGGAAAAUCGUUUGGAACGAAAUCCGCAUCUAAGAAACGAUUAUCAUCAGUUUAUGCGAGAAUAUCUCGCCCUCGGCUACAUGCGACUGGUCGAAAAAGACGACGAACGAAAUUCUCAAGUCUACUAUCUACCUCACCAUCCCGUAAUUAAGGAAGCAAGUUCUACGACUAAACUCAGAGUCGUGUUUGACGGAUCUGCGAAGACUUCUACCAGCUUCUCUCUCAACGAUGGUCUUUGCGUCGGCCCUUGGUGCAGGAAGAUUUGCUGA
This is a messenger RNA of Malaya genurostris, 681 nucleotides long. RefSeq lists its product as uncharacterized. NCBI's taxonomy places the organism in Eukaryota, Metazoa, Arthropoda, Insecta, Diptera, Culicidae. The record is from RefSeq and is a predicted model, not a curated record. The coding region runs from base 1 to 681 and encodes 226 amino acids. The transcript has 2 exons.